CCUGCACAUCACAGAAGGGUUUGUUUCUCUGCGCAAAACCUGGGAAGCUUUUAGAAACCUGCUUUAAAAAACAAGUGAACAAAAUCCCCAGACCCAAACGCACCAGACUGCUCCAUGAACUCGCCAUGAAUAUAUUUUUCAUUUUUUUUGACAGAAACGUGCAUGUAACUUUCUCUGGAGGAACCGAGGAUUUUUCUAGUUGGUCUUGUAGUAUUUUAAAACUGAGAAACCAGUAGAGUCUUUUCAGCAGUGAUGAGGGAGUGACAAGUCAGAGUUCCUGCGAGUGCACUUGGAAACUGCAAGCAGCUAACGCUCGCUGCCGGAGCCCCCAGAUGGGACUAGAGCCAAGCUCCUGCACUCCUUACGGGGAUGAAGGUAGAGCCAUGUUACCUGCUACCUAAGCUCACUGUGGCCGAUGUAGUUUGUGGAUAUGGUCCCGUACCAGGCUUCAUGCACAGACUCUCAGCUCUGAUCCCACCUGAGACGUUUUAGCGGCAGCAGAGAGAUCCCCAGCUGUGGAGCGGGCUCCUCCGACCACCCUGCGACGGAGGGGCUGCAGCGCUGGAGAGUUACUAUGCAGCUUGGACUGUUUGUGGUGGUGGUUUUUCUAAGCUCGAUGGAUCUAACAGGCAGCAGCAAAGUGGUGAAGGGCAAGAGGCAAAGACGAAUUAGCACCGAGCUGAGUCAGGGCUGUGCCAGAGGCUGCGACCUGUGCUCUGAGUUCAAUGGGUGCCUGAGAUGUUCCCCCAAACUCUUCAUCCUUCUGGAGAGGAAUGACAUCCGGCAAAUCGGGAUUUGCCUACCAUCUUGUCCACUGGGAUACUUUGGCCUUCGCAAUACAGACAUGAACAAGUGCAUCAAAUGCAAAAUUGAGAACUGUGAGUCCUGUUUCAGUCGAAACUUUUGCACAAAAUGUAAGGAAGGUUUGUAUUUGCACAAAGGGAGGUGUUACGUCACAUGCCCCGAAGGCUACUCUGCUGCCAACGGCACCAUGGAGUGCAGCAGUCCUGCACAAUGUGAAAUGAGUGAGUGGGGGCCCUGGGGGCCCUGCUCCAAGAAGAGGAAGCUCUGCGGCUUCAAGAAGGGCAAUGAAGACCGAACGCGGCGGAUUCUGCAGGCUCCGUCUGGAGACGUGUCCCUGUGCCCUGCCACCACGGAGGUGCGGAGAUGCACCGUGCAGAAGAACCAGUGCCCCGAAGGGAAAAGGAAGAAAAAGGAAGAGCAAGGAAAGCAAGAUAACACAAAUGGGAACAGAAAUCGGAAAGACACCAAAGACGCUAAGUCUGGCACCAAGAAGAGGAAGAGCAAACAGAGAGGGGCCGCGGUCCCCACGAUGUCCGCUAGCCCUGCCCAGUAGCUGCCCCUUUACGUCACCUGAUGGCAAGACUUCAUUGCUGCUAUGUAUAUGAAAGCUUUAUUGAACCAGAGCACUGCUACACAACACGUACACAUGUCCAGAAAGACAGACAUAUACUCCCAGACCGACCCACAGACCCGACAGAAACCACAUACACAAUAUUUAAGGAGGCUGCACACACACACACACAGCACCCAGGACCGCGGAAGGAUGCUGCCGAGGAGCGGGAGCGCACGCGGAGGGAAGCCCACCUCCCCGAGGCUCUGCGGGGAUGCUGCGGGGAGGAGAGGUGCAGUCUGAGGCAGCGAAGGACCCGGACACGAGACUUCAUGACCAAGGGCCUCGCCUUGAGCCCGGGCGCCUGGCCCCAGCGCAGCACGGCUGCAGGCAGCGGGACGAGACUGGACCCGCACGGCUGCUCUCCCCGACCUGGGACCCGGACUCAC
Grus americana (Whooping crane) is the source of this 1803-nucleotide messenger RNA. It is a transcript of the gene RSPO1, whose product is annotated as R-spondin 1. The coding region runs from base 575 to 1357 and encodes 260 amino acids. The record is from RefSeq and is a predicted model, not a curated record. Lineage: Eukaryota; Metazoa; Chordata; Aves; Gruiformes; Gruidae. The transcript has 6 exons.